AGCCACCUGACUUGUGACUAUUUGCUUUUUGGACAAAGGCAGAUAGUGGAUUCUUUCAUACGGCCUUAGCUUCACCCCUGAGUGAUGGGUGUGAUCCCUGUCCCCGCCACGUCAAGUUGCAGGGGAGGUGGCGCUCUGUGCGGCCCAAUCAGAGCAUAAUGCCAGAUGACUGUAUCCCAGUUGGCGCACCCCCGGCAUCCAGGAGAGUGGUCAGAGUGGAGCUCGCCUGCGGCAAUCGUCCUGAAGUCCUUUGUCUCUCUCGGGCUCCCGUCUACCCGCCCCGCCUCCGCGCUCCUAUUGGCCGUAGUCCGGGCCCGGGGAGGACGGAGAGGGAGCGAGUGGGCGGAGCCGCGUGGCGUCAGCGCAAGAUGGCGGCCUCGGCUGCACUGUUCUCGCUCUUCCGGAGCGGUCUUCGGCUGGGCGCGCGGGGACUGUGCACGAGGCUGGCGACGCCGCCCCCGCGGACCCCAGAGCAGGCCGCAGAGAUUGGGAGCCGCGGGGGCACUAAGGCACAGGGGCCACAGCAGCAGCCGCGCUCAGAGGGUCCCAGCUAUGCCAAAAAAGUUGCACUCUGGCUUGCUGGGCUGCUUGGAGCUGGUGGGACCGUGAGUGUUGUCUAUAUCUUCGGAAACAACCCUGUGGAUGAAACCGGUGCCAAGAUUCCUGAUGAGUUCGACAAUGAUCCAAUUCUGGUACAGCAGUUGCGUCGGACAUACAAAUAUUUCAAAGAUUAUAGACAGAUGAUCAUCGAGCCCACCAGCCCUUGCCUUCUCCCAGACCCUCUGCAGGAGCCGUACUACCAGCCGCCCUACACGCUUGUCUUGGAGCUCACUGGCGUCCUCUUGCACCCUGAGUGGUCGCUGGCCACUGGCUGGAGGUUUAAGAAGCGCCCAGGCAUUGAGACCUUGUUCCAGCAGCUCGCCCCUUUGUAUGAAAUCGUCAUCUUCACUUCAGAGACGGGCAUGACUGCAUUUCCACUCAUUGACAGCGUGGACCCCCAUGGCUUCAUCUCCUACCGCCUAUUCCGGGACGCCACGAGAUACAUGGAUGGGCACCAUGUUAAGGACAUUUCAUGUCUGAACCGGGACCCAGCUCGAGUAGUCGUCGUGGACUGCAAGAAGGAGGCCUUCAGCCUACAGCCCUACAAUGGUGUUGCCCUGCGGCCCUGGGACGGCAACUCUGAUGACCGGGUCUUGUUGGAUCUGUCUGCCUUCCUCAAGACAAUCGCACUGAACGGUGUGGAGGAUGUCCGGACCGUGCUGGAGCACUACGCCUUGGAGGAUGACCCUCUGGCGGCUUUCAAACAGCGGCAAAGCCGGCUAGAGCAGGAGGAGCAGCAGCGCCUGGCCGAGCUGUCCAAGUCCAACAAGCAGAACCUCUUCUUCGGCUCACUCACCAGCCGCUUGUGGCCUCGCUCCAAACAGCCCUGACCACUGGGCCUCUACAAACUCAGUGCCUGGGUCCAGGGCCCCAGGCCCCAGUGCUCCCAGACCAAGGCUUGGGCAGCCACGUGUCCAAUAAAUUGCAUCCAGACUCCACAA
Lemur catta (Ring-tailed lemur) is the source of this 1541-nucleotide messenger RNA. RefSeq names its product translocase of inner mitochondrial membrane 50 (gene TIMM50). NCBI's taxonomy places the organism in Eukaryota, Metazoa, Chordata, Mammalia, Primates, Lemuridae. The transcript has 11 exons. Gene Ontology annotation, molecular function: phosphoprotein phosphatase activity. The record is from RefSeq and is a predicted model, not a curated record. The coding region runs from base 159 to 1430 and encodes 423 amino acids.